Molecule: messenger RNA, 3069 nt
Organism: Linum tenue
Lineage: Eukaryota; Viridiplantae; Streptophyta; Magnoliopsida; Malpighiales; Linaceae
Source: the annotation of a GenBank genome assembly
GCCAUCUCUUGCAGCCAACCUUUUACUACGUUGCACAGGUCGCCGAAGACUCCGAGAGAGGAAUUCCGUCGAGCAGCUGGUGUGCAUGAGCAAGAGGCAGAGCAGUGUGGACCAGAACGAGAGAUCAUGAUCAGGGCCAAGAAAGCCACCGUCUUGACGCUCGCUGAGAAGUGCAAGAAUAUACUGGCUUCUAACUGGCAAGGUCACCUCCACACAAUCAAAGCAGAUGCAAAGGGAAGCAAGGAGGAUAUAUACACUUCAAAGGUGAAGUACAUAGUGAAGAAAGGAAGGCCAUUCAUAUGGGUACAAGACAAAGAUAUGCACAACAUGAAUACAAUCAUUGACGAGCGUAGCUCGUUCUCUGUUGCUAGUCCCUUCCCAGGGCCCUUAGCAAAGUUGCUGAAAUUGACAGAUAAGUUACCAGCACGGAUUGCUCUAACUGGGGACAUAUUACCUCUUAGAGAAGAAAAGGCACAAUUGACCGUGGAGAAUCUUAAAGACAUCAUAGAGGCAGAAGAAACAGUUGUAAAUGAUGCAGCCUACACGGUUUCUAGCAUUUUGACUUGUUCAGAUGUGGUUACUGCUUCACGAAGUGACAGCCUCAAGGAGCUGUUAGAUGAACAUGAAAAGUACCACAUCUAUAAGUUCAUUACGAGUUCAUGCAUGUAUGUUGAUGGCAAUGGAGGAACGCAUGAAGUUGAUACUGAAGAUAUUGAAAAGUGUAGAACCGAUCCGUUGGCAUCAUUCUCUUCCAGGAUUAUUGAUGGCAUAAACCAAAGCGAAGCAAGGCGUAAGGCUCUCACCCUUUUCUGCCUCGUACACUUGAAUGCUAAUGCCAGAGAUGCAUACAUGCUCUCUGUGGAUCGUAAGGGCUUCGACAUGCUUGCAAAAGUUGCAGCCGUUGGAAAUGACGGCAUUUGUGAUUAUCAGUGGAAAGAAUACCGAUUCAGCUUCGAGGAGGAAGCGUACGACCUCGAAACUUUCUGCCGUCAGCUAGUGGAAAUGGAGGAGGAAGUCGUGAAGAAAAUUGGAAAUUACAGUGGGUUGACAUGAACAAAGAGCAUUACCUCAGUUUGGAAAAUUGUGCUACUUCGAUUAGAAACUAUCAGUACUGCGUAAUGUAACAUUAUCCGAAACAUUCUUUUGAAGCUAGAUCAAAGGAAAGUAAAUCAUAAUUGUUCUCAACUGUAAGCUAGAUAACCAAAAAGGUUAUUAAAAAAAAACACCACAAAAAUUGCAAAACGCACUACGCGAACUUAAAACGCCACCGUAUCCUCGGUUUAAUCGACCUCCUCAAUCUUGGGACCGGCACCGCUGCUGGCGCCAGCCGGUGGAACGUCAGCAUGACCGCCGGCACCCAUGUCAGGACCGGCGCCACCCUGGUACAUCUUAGCAAUGAUAGGGUUGCAAAUUCCUUCAAGCUCCUUCAUCUUAUCCUCGAACUCAUCCGACUCAGCGAGCUGGUUGUUAUCCAGCCACUGAAUCGCCUGGUCGAUGGAGUCCUCAAUCUUCUUCUUGUCGUCUGCGGCCAACUUGGAGCUAAUCUUCUCGUCCCUCACCGUGUUCCUCAUGUUGUAAGCGUAGUUCUCCAACGCAUUCUUUGCCUCCACCUUCUUCUUGUGAUCCUCGUCCUCGGCCUUGUACCGCUCGGCCUCCUGAACCAUCUUCUCAAUCUCGUCCUUCGACAGUCUGCCCUUGUCGUUGGUAAUCGUGAUCUUGUUCUUCUGCCCUGUCGUUUUAUCCUCCGCCGAGACAUUCAAGAUGCCGUUGGCAUCAAUGUCGAAACACACAGUGAUCUGAGGAACCCCCCUUGGAGCUGGUGGAAUGCCAGAGAGCUCAAACUUGCCCAACAAGUUAUUGUCCCUCGUCCUAGUCCUCUCGCCUUCGUAGACCUGGAUCAACACUCCAGGCUGAUUAUCGGAGUAGGUCGAGAAAACCUGCUCCUUUUUAGUUGGGAUCGUCGUGUUCCUCUGAAUCAGGACAGUCAUCACACCUCCAGCAGUUUCCAGCCCUAGAGACAGAGGGGUGACGUCCAAGAGAAGCAAAUCCUGAACCUUCUCAUUACCCUCGCCACUCAAAAUUGCAGCUUGAACUGCUGCACCAUAAGCCACCGCCUCAUCUGGAUUAAUGCUCUUGCAAAGCUCCUUCCCAUUGAAGAAGUCCUGGAGGAGCUGCUGAACCUUGGGAAUCCUAGUGGAACCGCCCACAAGAACAACGUCGUGCACCGUGCUCUUGUCCAUCUUAGCAUCCCUCAAGCACUUCUCCACUGGCUCCAUACACUUCCUGAAGAGGUCCAUGUUCAUCUCCUCGAACCUCGCACGCGUGAUGGUGGAGUAGAAAUCGAUACCCUCGAAGAGGGAAUCGAUCUCGAUCGUGGUCUGCGCCGUUGAGGAGAGGGUUCUCUUGGCUCUCUCGCAAGCCGUUCUAAGCCUCCUAAGAGCUCUCGGGCUCCCGCUGAUAUCCUUCUUGUUCUUCCUCUUAAACUCCUGAACGAAAUGAUUCACCAUCCUGUUGUCGAAAUCCUCACCACCCAAAUGAGUGUCUCCAGCGGUGGCUUUCACUUCGAAGAUACCCUCUUCGAUUGUCAGCAGGGAGACAUCGAAUGUGCCACCGCCAAGAUCGAAGAUCAGGACGUUCUUCUCGCCGACACUGGUGGCCUUCUUGUCGAGGCCAUAGGCGAUGGCGGCAGCAGUGGGCUCGUUGAUGAUACGCAUGACGUUGAGGCCUGCAAUCACACCAGCGUCCUUGGUUGCCUGCCGCUGUGAGUCGUUGAAGUAUGCAGGGACGGUGACGACGGCGUUCUUCACUUCUGUGCCUAGGAAAGCCUCGGCAAUCUCUCGCAUCUUGAUUAGGACCAUGGAUGAGAUCUCCUCGGCGGCGAAUUGCUUCUCGUCGCCUUUGUAGCUGACAUUGAUCAUCGGCUUGUCGCCUGGACCGGCGAUCACCUUGAAUGGCCAGAGCUUGAUGUCGCUCUGCACCGAUGGAUCGCUGAGCCUCCUACCAAUCAGCCUCUUAGCAUCGAAGACGGUGUUGGUAGGGUUCAUUGCGACCUGGUUCUUGGCGGCAUCG